AUGGCGUUCUUGACCACAGUCCCCCAGAGGAAGCGGGUCAAGUGGAAGGCUCCCCGCAGCUUUCUCAAGCGGGUCUUCAAGCGACGGAAGCCUCACCUCCGUCUGGAGAAGAGUGGCGAUUUGCUGGUCCAUCUGAACUGCCUACUGUUUGUUCCUGGAUUAGCAGAAGAAUCCAGGACAAAUACUUGUGAGAAUAAGUGUGGAAUUAUUAAUAAGGAGCAUAUAUUGACUGCAGCAAAGGCAAUUCUAAAGAAGAGCAGAGGUUAG
This is a messenger RNA of Carlito syrichta (Philippine tarsier), 267 nucleotides long. RefSeq names its product centromere protein W-like. NCBI's taxonomy places the organism in Eukaryota, Metazoa, Chordata, Mammalia, Primates, Tarsiidae. The transcript has a single exon. Gene Ontology annotation, molecular function: DNA binding; protein heterodimerization activity. The coding region runs from base 1 to 267 and encodes 88 amino acids. The record is from RefSeq and is a predicted model, not a curated record. Gene Ontology annotation, biological process: chromosome segregation; mitotic cell cycle; kinetochore assembly. Gene Ontology annotation, cellular component: nucleoplasm; kinetochore.